AAAUUACGGUAUAACCUCUGUACUCUGUGAUAUGUAAUUUAUUCAGGAUUUCAGUUCUAUUAAGUUAUUUUAUUUAUAAUAACUAUUAGAAAGAAACGUAUGGAACAAAUCCAGUUGAUUAUGCUUUAACAAGAAUAGUUUCGACGGAAAAUUCAAAUUUUCAAUCUAGACUCUGUGAACUGUGAAAUUGUGAAGCAGACAUUCGCUCUAACCACACAUUUCGUAAAAACUGCUCGUAAAUAUUAAGUGUACAGAUAGUAAUUUACAAUAAAAUAUUAGUCUUAAAAGCCGAAAAAUCUAAAGAUGAUUGAAAUCACUUGCAACGACAGGCUGGGCAAGAAAGUUAGAGUGAAAUGCAAUCCCGAGGACACAGUAGGAGACCUGAAAAAACUGAUUGCUGCUCAAACUGGUACCAAAUGGGAGAAGAUUGUUUUGAAAAAGUGGUAUACCACCUUUAAAGACCACAUUCAACUUCAGGACUAUGAAAUCCACGACGGAAUGAAUAUUGAGCUCUACUAUCAAUAAUUUAACGAUUAUAAUCAAUUUCUGAUAUAAGUUAGCUGUAAGUUCAGUUACACAUAUAGUAAUUUUUCUUUUCAAUUUAAGUACCAUUUGUCGUAGCCACAUGUUUCAAUCGCACAUUUUACCUUCACAAAAUGUUACAAGACAUGGAUAUUAAAUUUUAGAAAUUAACUUUCUGGGACGAAUAUAAUGUAUUGGGUGUAUAAUAAUCAUAUAAAUAAGUUAACUAUAGGAUAAUGUUAAUACAUUAAACAAUAUAAAUUUCUUACUUUCCAAAGAAUGUUUGCUUCAAUAUUUACUAAUAUAUAAUUGAUGCGAAUUGAAUUGAACAAAUAUGAAAUGUGUUGCUAUUAA
Dendroctonus ponderosae (mountain pine beetle) is the source of this 876-nucleotide messenger RNA. Its product is annotated as ubiquitin-like protein 5. Gene Ontology annotation, cellular component: nucleus; cytoplasm. The coding region runs from base 304 to 525 and encodes 73 amino acids. Gene Ontology annotation, molecular function: protein binding; protein tag activity. Gene Ontology annotation, biological process: protein modification process; mRNA splicing, via spliceosome. Lineage: Eukaryota; Metazoa; Arthropoda; Insecta; Coleoptera; Curculionidae. The record is from RefSeq and is a predicted model, not a curated record. The transcript has 2 exons.